Messenger RNA from Fusarium coffeatum, 801 nucleotides. RefSeq lists its product as uncharacterized. The record is from RefSeq and is a predicted model, not a curated record. The transcript has a single exon. Gene Ontology annotation, biological process: response to antibiotic. The coding region runs from base 1 to 801 and encodes 266 amino acids. Gene Ontology annotation, molecular function: aminoglycoside 3-N-acetyltransferase activity. Lineage: Eukaryota; Fungi; Ascomycota; Sordariomycetes; Hypocreales; Nectriaceae.
AUGACACCUGAACCUCUAAAAGGACCACUAUGCACGAAAUUAUCCCUUACCAAUGACCUUCGCACAAUAGGUCUCAACCCCGGAGAUAACGUCCUUGUUCACUGCUCGCUCAGCAACAUCGGCUGGAUAAACGGAGGAGCUGAAACCCUCACACAUUCCCUCCUCGAAGUCCUGACCUCCGAAGGAACAUUAGUCGUCCCCACACAAACAAGCAGCAACUCAGAUCCAUCAGCAUGGGUCGACCCUCCUGUUCCUGAAGACUGGUGGCAAACCAUCCGCGAUACGAUGCCUGCGUUUGAGCGGCAAACUAGCCGAACGCAAAGGAUGGGUGUUUUGGCGGAAACGGUUAGGACUUGGCCUGGUGCCAUGAGAAGCAUGCAUCCUCAGACAUCUUUCAGUGCGAUUGGUGCGAAAGCAGGUUUUAUUACAGAAGGACAUGCUUUGGAUUGUAUGUUUGGUGACAACAGUCCUCUUGCACGAUUGAAAGAACUUGUUGCAAAGGUGCUGCUUAUUGGUGUGGGAUUUGAUAAAUGCACUUGUUUUCAUCUUGCUGAGUACAGAACUGGGGCGCCGAAGGCUGAUAAUUCGUUCGCGGCUUUGAUUGAUGGGGCCAGAAAGUGGACUACAGUUUCUGAUGUUGCGGUUAACGAUGAGGGCUUCACGGACUUGGGAAGUGACUUUUUGAAAGAGGGGAACGUGGUCGAGGGAAACAUUGGGGCUGCAAAAUGUUAUCUAUUUUCUUUGAGGGAAGCAGUCAGCUUUGCUGAAAGAUGGAUGAUUUUACACAGGAGGUCUGCUUGA